Molecule: messenger RNA, 342 nt
Organism: Opisthorchis viverrini
Lineage: Eukaryota; Metazoa; Platyhelminthes; Trematoda; Opisthorchiida; Opisthorchiidae
Exons: 4
Coding region: 1-342 (113 amino acids)
Source: RefSeq, a predicted model, not a curated record
AUGACUUCGAAGUCGUGGGUCCAACUCCAGUUUGAGAUCUGUUUUUACAUGUCGUGGCUUUCCACUAGCGAAUUCAAAAAACAUCAUUUACCUGUAGCACCCUUUCAGGGCCUAACUGACAUGCCACCCGAAGGAAGCAAGAGGGCUGGGAUACUGCUAGGUUGCCCAAGCCUAGACAGAGGUCGGCCACACCACUCUCGUUUGAACGGCCGUCCUCCUGUUCUGGUGCAGUCUUUCCGCAGUGCAUAUCCAAUGGCCGUGCCGGGAUUUGAACCCCGGACAUCUGGCGUGCGAGGCGAGCGUGUAACCACUACUACACCAACGCACGUUGGACGCAUCUGA